Molecule: messenger RNA, 2844 nt
Organism: Microthlaspi erraticum
Lineage: Eukaryota; Viridiplantae; Streptophyta; Magnoliopsida; Brassicales; Brassicaceae
Source: the annotation of a GenBank genome assembly
AUGCAUCACAAUAAUCUGUUCACGACAAUGCGAAGUUUGAAGCUAAUCGAAGGAUGUAAAGGCACGCAGGUGUACGCUCUGAAUUCCUCGGCUCCUCCUCCGCCACCGCCUCCUCCGUCUAGUGGCAGCGCCGGAGGAGUCGGCGAGAAGUUGCUACAGCAUCUCCAAGACCAUCUCCGCGUGAACUCAAUCCGAUCCAAAUCCAGCCGGACUUACCCACCUCCGAAUCAAACAAACGCCGUCGUCUCGCCGGAUUCUCUCCUCCCUUACGGACUCCCCGUCACGGAUCUCCUCGAGCCGCAGAUCGAUCCUUCCCUGAAAUUCGUCGAUUUGAUCGACAAGCUCGCCGAAGCCUACCGUCGAAUCGAAAACUGCCAGCAAUUCGAGAAAUCCGACGCUUAUUUAGAACAAUGCGCAAUCUUCAGAGGCUUACCCGAUCCGAAACUUUUCCGGCGGAGUCUCCGAUCGUCUAGGCAACACGCGGUUACCGUCCACACGAAAGUCGUCUUAGCUUCAUGGCUCCGAUACGAGAGGAGAGAAGACGAGCUAAUCGGAACCUCCUCCAUGGAUUGCUGCGGCAGAAACCUCGAAUGCCCGAAAGCGACUCUCGUCUCCGGGUACGACCCGGAAUCCGUUUACAACCCGUGUGUUUGUUCCUCCGCCGUAAGAUCAGAAAUCAACGAUGACGAAGAAUGUUCAACAUCUGAUGAAGAAGACUACGACAUGUCCUUUUGUAUCGGCGAUGAGGAAGUUCGUUGUUCGAGGUACAAGUUUGCGUCUUUAUCUAGACCCUUCAAGGCGAUGCUAUACGGCGGCUUUAGAGAGACGAAACGAAGCACGAUCAACUUCACGCACAACGGAAUCUCCGUGGUAGGGAUGAGAGCUGCAGAGAUUUUCACUAGGAUUCGAAAAGUUGACAUCUUUCCUCCUAACAUCGUCUUGGAGCUUCUCUCGUUAGCGAACCGUUUCUGCUGCGACGAGUUGAAAUCAGCCUGCGAUUCGCGUUUGGCGUUUCUUGUGAACAGUCUUGACGACGCGUUGUUGUUGAUCGAAUACGGUUUAGAGGAAUCUGCGUACCUUCUUGUGGCUGCUUGUCUUCAGGUUUUCCUCAGAGAACUGCCGAGCUCGAUGCAUAAUCCGAACGUUGUGAAGAUCUUCUGUAGUGGUGAAGGAAGGGAGAGACUUGCUUCGGUUGGUCACGCUUCGUUUACGUUGUAUCUGUUCUUGAGCCAGAUUGCUAUGGAAGAUGAUAUGGAGUCGAACACGACUGUGAUGGUGUUAGAAUGUUUGGUUGAAUGCGCGGUUGAGAGUUGGCAGAAGCAGCUUGCUUGUCACCAGUUAGGAGUUGUGAUGCUUGAGAGGAAAGAGUAUAAAGAUGCGCAGAGAUGGUUUGACUCUGCGGUUGAAGCAGGUCAUGUUUACUCUCUGGUCGGUGUAGCUAGGGCUAAGUUUAAGCGUGGCCAUCGUUACUCGGCUUAUAAGAUCAUGAACUCGAUGAUUUCGGAUUGCUCAGCUACUGGCUGGAUGCAUCAGGAGAGGUCAUUGUAUUGCAGUGGUAAAGAGAAGCUGCUUGAUAUGGACAUUGCCACUGAUUUGGAUCCUACUUUGACUUUCCCUUACAAGUUCCGAGCAGUGUCAUUGGUGGAGGAGAGUCAGUUUGGAGCUGCGGUCACGGAGCUGAACAGGGUUAUGGGAUUUAAGGUCUCUCCUGACUGCUUGGAGAUGAGAGCUUGGAUAUCUAUAGCUAUGGAGGACUAUGAAGGUGCUUUGAAAGAUAUUAGAGCGCUUUUGACAUUGGAGCCGAACUUCUUGAUGUUUAACAAGAAAAUCCAUGGAGAUCAUAUGGUGGAGCUUCUCCGGCCUCUAGUCCAGCAGUGGAACCAGGCUGAUUGCUGGAUGCAGCUCUAUGAUCGUUGGUCUUCUGUUGAUGAUAUUGGAUCUCUUGCUGUUGUUCAUCAUAUGUUGGCUAAUGAUCCAGGGAAGAGCCUCUUGCGUUUCAGACAGUCUCUUCUUCUCUUAAGGUUGAAUUGUCAAAAGGCAGCGAUGCGUAGCCUUAGGCUGGCUCGAAACCAUUCAAAGGCGGAGCAUGAGAGGCUUGUGUACGAAGGAUGGAUAUUGUAUGACACAGGACACCGUGAGGAAGCGUUGGCCAAGGCAGAGGAGUCAAUUUCCAAACAGAGAUCUUUCGAAGCGUAUUUCCUUAAAGCUUAUGCUCUUGCAGACUCAACGCUUGACCCUGAGUCGUCAAAGUAUGUCAUCCAGCUACUUGAAGAAGCACUUCGGUGUCCAUCAGAUGGACUCCGUAAGGGACAAGCUUUGAACAAUUUGGGAAGUGUGUAUGUUGACUGUGAUAGGCUUGAUCUUGCAGCAGAUUGCUACACGAACGCGCUAAACAUCAAGCACACACGAGCUCACCAAGGCCUAGCUCGUGUGUACCAUUUGAGAAACCAAAGGAAGUCUGCUUAUGAUGAGAUGACAAAGUUGAUAGAGAAAGCUCAGAACAAUGCAUCAGCCUUUGAGAAGCGCUCUGAGUAUUGUGACAGAGAGAUGGCACAGAACGAUCUAAGCAUGGCCACACAGCUAGAUCCUCUGAGAACUUACCCUUACCGUUACAGAGCCGCAGUUCUUAUGGACGACCAUAAAGAGAAAGAAGCCAUUGAGGAGCUGUCGAAAGCCUUAGCCUUUAAACCUGACCUCCAGCUGUUACAUCUACGAGCAGCAUUCUUUGAUUCGAUGCGUGAACCUGCAGAUGCUAUCAGAGACUGUGAAGCAGCUCUGAGUCUUGAUCCAAACCACUCAGAUACCAUCGAUCUAUAUCACAAAGCACGUGAGCCACAAUCAUAG